Molecule: messenger RNA, 213 nt
Organism: Dujonia railenensis
Lineage: Eukaryota; Fungi; Ascomycota; Pichiomycetes; Serinales; Debaryomycetaceae
Source: the annotation of a GenBank genome assembly
AUGGCUAAGGCUAAGUCUGCUCAAACCAUGGUCAAAUUGGUUUCCCAAGCAAAAACAGGGUAUGAAAAGUGGUUCUCGAUAAAUAGAUCCUGUCAAAGACUAAACUUGAUUUUAUACGACCCUAGAGCAAAGAGACAUGUUCUAUUCACAGAAGAUAAAAAGAGGAAAGUGCCCGAACUUUUCCCAAAGGACUUUGCUAGAAGACAUAGGUGA